UAAAAGCUUCAAUGUAAUCCUUUCAUAAAUGCAUACAUAUGCACAUCCUCUCUGCAUUAACUCCUUUCUUCUUUGGCUGGCAUCUCUUCAAUUCAAUGCUCCAACCUCUUCAAUUCCUUUUUCCAUCCUCCCUCUUCUCUUUCUCUCCUUAAUAAAUCUGGAGAUCAUCACUAAAAUUACACUCUGCCUGAAAACCACUCCUUUUACUCACUCACUUGAAAGCUAGUGGUUUUCCGUUGCCAUUCGUUCCGGUCCUAGCUAUAUACCGGAUCGAAUUUUCACAAACCAAGAAUUACAAAAAUCUGAGUCUUAAAAGGGAGAUCGAGAUGUUUCAGCCAAAUAUGUUUGAGAAUCUUCAUCGUCAUCAUCUUUUAGAUAUGAGCCACAAAACACCAGAAAAUAAUCUUGAUAUGCUUAAAGAUGAUGAUCAUGAUAGUAAAUCUGGGACCGAUAUCAUGGAAGCUCCGAACUCUGGGGACGAUCCAGACCCCAAUCAACAUCCAAACAAAAAGAAACGCUACCAUCGUCAUACUCAACACCAAAUUCAAGAAAUGGAAGCUUUUUUUAAGGAGUGCCCUCAUCCAGAUGAUAAGCAAAGGAAGGAACUUGGCAGAAGACUAUCAUUAGAGCCAUUGCAAGUUAAAUUUUGGUUCCAGAACAAGCGAACUCAAAUGAAGGCUCAACACGAACGCCUUGAUAACACACAACUGAGGAAUGAGAAUGAAAAACUUCGGGCUGAGAACAUACGAUACAAAGAAGCACUUGCCAAUGCCACUUGCCCAAACUGUGGAGGGCCCGCUGCUAUUGGGGAAAUGUCUUUUGAUGAACAACAUUUGAGAAUUGAAAAUGCUCGUCUACGGGAAGAAAUUGAUAGGAUAUCUGGGAUCGCUGCUAAGUAUGUUGGCAAGCCGACACUUAACUACCCUGAUGUUUCGUGUCAUGGGGCGUCUCGCUCACUUGACUUGCCCAUGGCUAAUUUUAGUCCACAACAAGGAAUGGUUGGAGAAAUGUUUGGAGCAGACGACUUUCUCCGGUCCAUGGCUGGCCCUAGUGAAACUGAGAAGCCCAUUAUUGUCGAGCUUGCUGUUACAGCCAUGGAGGAACUAAUCAGAAUGGCCCAGGUUGGUGAACCCUUGUGGGUUCAAACCACGGAUAAUUCAUCGCAUGAGACCUUAAAUGAAGACGAGUACCUGAAUUCAUUUCCCGGAGGCAUUGGACCAAAACCAAUGGGAUUGAAAUCUGAAGCUUCAAGAGAAUCCAAGGUUGUCAUCAUGAAUCAUAUGACUCUUGUCGAAAUUCUUAUGGAUGUGAAUCAAUGGUCAAAUGUUUUUUGUGGCAUUAUUUCAAGAGCAAUGACUCUGGAAGUACUUUCAACUGGAGUUGCUGGCAGUUACAAUGGAGCUCUGCAAGUGAUGACAGCGGAGUAUCAGGUUCCUUCACCACUUGUUCCAACACGAGAAAACUACUUUGUUAGGUACUGUAAACAGCAUGCUGACGGGACGUGGGUCGUGGUUGACGUAUCCUUGGACAAUUUGCGCUCAUCAUCUGCAUCAAGAUGUAGAAGAAGGCCCUCUGGUUGUUUGAUUCAAGAACUUCCCAAUGGAUACUCAAAGGUCACUUGGAUUGAACAUGUUGAAGUUGAUAAUGGGGCUGUGCACGAUAUCUACAAGGUACUAGUAAACUCUGGUCUAGCAUUUGGUGCAAAAAGAUGGGUAGCAACUUUAGAGAGACAAUGUGAACGAUUUGCAAGCGCAAUGGCCAGCAAUAUUCCUGCAGGAGAUGUUGCAGUUAUAACGACUCCAGAAGGGAGGAAGAGUAUGCUGAAGUUAGCGGAAAGAAUGGUCUUGAGCUUCUGUAGUGGAGUGGGUGCUUCAACUGCUCACACAUGGACAACUUUAUCUGGUAGUGGGGCAGAUGAUGUUCGGGUUAUGACUCGAAAGAGCAUGGAUGAUCCAGGCAGACCUCCUGGUAUUGUGCUAAGUGCUGCAACCUCCUUUUGGUUACCGAUUCCACCAAAACAGGUUUUCAAUUUUCUCCGUGAUGAGAAUUCUAGAAGCGAGUGGGACAUUCUAUCGAACUGCGGGCUUGUUCAAGAAAUGGCACACAUAGCCAACGGUCGUGAUCAAGGCAACUGUGUUUCCCUACUUCGUGUUAAUAGUGCAAAUUCAAGCCAGAGCAACAUGCUCAUCUUACAAGAGAGUGCAAGUGAUUCUACUGGAUCUUAUGUUAUAUAUGCACCGGUAGAUAUUGCAUCCAUGAAUGUUGUGCUAAGUGGGGGUGAUCCAGAUUAUGUUGCUUUGCUACCAUCUGGUUUUGCGAUACUACCUGAUGGACCUGGAGAGUAUGAAAGAGGAGUGCUUGAGGUCGGAGCAGGCGGAUCAUUGCUCACUGUUGCUUUCCAGAUAUUAGUCGAUUCAGUUCCCACUGCAAAAAUAUCACUUGGAUCAGUGGCAACGGUUAAUAGUCUUAUUAAGUGCACAGUUGAGAGGAUCAAAUGUGCGGUGGCUUCUAACAAUCUAUGACCGGAUUUAAUUUUCAAGAUGAUCUUAUUACGUAUAUGUACUAUACCAUGAAUGAAGGGAAGAGAAAAUGAUCUAGACAGGCAAUGAUUCUCUUUUAUCUUUUGAAGCAGAUGGAAGAAGUCAAGAACGCACCUUGAACAUUUGGAAUUGGUUUUGAUUAAUGCAACAUUAGGAACCCAUUUUCAUCUCUCAUGGUCGGGUUAUAGGUUCGGGUAUUGACUUAAUUUGCCCAUCUUGAAGAUUAUAGAGUUAACUUAGACCUUGUCUAGUGAAUUUUUAACUAAACUUCCAAAUACUCCGCUUUGCUUCCGGAUUUGACUAGCUAGGAAUUUUCAUCAGUACGUAGUAUGUUUUCUGAACCAAAAAAUUAAUGUGUAGCAUGCUAGCUUGAAGCUACUGGCAACAAAUUGUAGCUUUUUUUUGUCUGACUGUUGGCUAUUCCCUUGGCUUGAUUAGAAAAUAAUCAUCGGGUUUUGACUUCA
Erigeron canadensis is the source of this 3004-nucleotide messenger RNA. RefSeq names its product homeobox-leucine zipper protein MERISTEM L1-like. The transcript is spliced from 12 exons. Gene Ontology annotation, molecular function: lipid binding; DNA binding. NCBI's taxonomy places the organism in Eukaryota, Viridiplantae, Streptophyta, Magnoliopsida, Asterales, Asteraceae. The record is from RefSeq and is a predicted model, not a curated record. The coding region runs from base 327 to 2522 and encodes 731 amino acids.